This is a messenger RNA of Clupea harengus (Atlantic herring), 1127 nucleotides long. It is a transcript of the gene hpse2, whose product is annotated as heparanase 2. The record is from RefSeq and is a predicted model, not a curated record. Lineage: Eukaryota; Metazoa; Chordata; Actinopteri; Clupeiformes; Clupeidae. Gene Ontology annotation, biological process: extracellular matrix organization. Gene Ontology annotation, molecular function: hydrolase activity, acting on glycosyl bonds. Gene Ontology annotation, cellular component: extracellular matrix; membrane.
AUGCAGAUCCUCUACGGCCUGAACGCACUCCAGCGGAACCCCGACUGCUCCUGGAACAGCAGCAACGCGCUCAGCCUGCUCAAGUACAGCGCCAGCAAGAAGUACAAUAUGUCAUGGGAGCUGGGCAAUGAGCCUAAUGGGUACCGCGAGCUGGGUCCCCACUGGGUGAAUGGGAGCCUGCUGGCUCAGGACCUGCAGCUGCUGAGGACUCUGCUGCAGUCAGUGCGCUUCUACAGCCGCUCCGGCCUCUACGGCCCCAACACGGGCCAGCCACGCAGGAACUCUGCACAGCUACUGGAGGGGUUCUUAAAGAAUGGUGGCUCCAUGGUGGAUGUGGUAACGUGGCAACACUACUACACAGACCGACGUGUGUCAAAGGUGGAUGAUUUCCUGAAGACACGACUCCUGGACACUCUAAAUGAACAGAUCACCAAAGUCCUGAAGAUUGUAAACACACAUGCUCCUGGAAAGAGGGUGUGGCUCGGAGGAUUCGGACCAGCAUGGGUGGGAGGCAACAACAACCUAUCAGACACGUUUGGAGCAAGCUUCCUCUGGUUGAACACGCUGGGGAUCUCUGCCCUCCACGGGAUCGAUGUGGUUCUGCGACACUCAUUCUUUGACUACGGAUACGGCCACCUGGUGGACCAGCACUUCAACCCUCUACCUGACUACUGGCUCUCCUUGCUGUUCAAGCGUCUGGUUGGUCAGCGGGUUCUGGCUGUGCAGGUUGCCGGGUUACAGAGAAGGCCCCGCCCAGGACGAGUCAUCAGAGACAAGCUGCGCAUCUACGCCCACUGCACAAGCUCACGCAGUCAGAGCUACGUCAGAGGCUCCAUCACCAUCUACAUCAUUAACCUGCAUCGCUCCCGCAAGAAGAUCAAGCUGGCCGGGAGCCUCCGCGACAGGACCGUCCAGCAGUACCUGCUGCAGCCCCUUGGACCCAACGGCCUGCAUUCCAGGUCAGUGCUGUUAAACGGUGAGCCGUUGCAGAUGCUGGAUGACGAGUCGCUUCCUGAACUGAGGCCUCGGACCCUGAGGGCGGGGCGAACCAUCGCCAUGCCGCCCACAUCCAUCGGUUUCUACGUCAUCAAGAACAUCAACGCCUAUGCCUGCCGCCGAUGAUACAC